Molecule: messenger RNA, 2777 nt
Organism: Melanotaenia boesemani (Boeseman's rainbowfish)
Lineage: Eukaryota; Metazoa; Chordata; Actinopteri; Atheriniformes; Melanotaeniidae
Product: protein mono-ADP-ribosyltransferase PARP14-like
Exons: 7
Coding region: 610-2562 (650 amino acids)
Biological process (GO): negative regulation of gene expression
Cellular component (GO): nucleus; cytoplasm
Molecular function (GO): transcription corepressor activity; NAD+ poly-ADP-ribosyltransferase activity
Source: RefSeq, a predicted model, not a curated record
AAUAGAACCUGCAUGACAAAACCAAACAUGGCAACGAAAUGAAAAACACUUUAUUUAUCCAUGAGAAGCCACAGAAGAGUUACUUGUGUCUUUUCACAUGAAUCAUAAAUGACUAAUUAGCACAUUAGCGUCAGUUUGCAUGAUUGCAUCAUUCUUAUGAACCUACCGGCUUGUAAAGGAAAGUGAAACUAAAUCUAAACAUCGUUUUAGCCAAGGAGGAAAUAAUAAGUAGGCUACUGCUUAAAAAGCCUCUUUAAAGUUUAGAAUUGCAGGUAAAAUGGAUGAAAAAUAGGAAAAGUUGUUCUCUGAGUCACGAAUCAUGUUCAGGGAAGAGUUUUAGUUGCAGCUGAUAGAGGCAAGACUGAAUGAACUCAGCUUGGUUAUUCUCAGACAAUGAGUAGAACCCAUUUGCUUCACAGUCUCACAUCCACACACGAGCCAUCCAGCAGUCAGCAACAGGAUAAAUGCCAUAUCACAGAUAAGAGUUUAUACGUGUACUGAGUACUCACUGCCAAGAAUUUGAAAUCCUCAAAGCAAACAAUCACCUUGAAGGGUCCCGAUAAAGAGGUGCUGCUGGUAGCUGGAAAACUUCCCAAACUGAUACAAGAAAUGUCAGUUAAGAGAGUUAAGCUUCCUGAAGAUUUGAUAAUCUUCGUGAAAACCAGCCGUGCCAUCUCCAAGUUCCAGACUCACUUUGACCUGAAUUUAAGAAGUCCUGUUUUCAUAGAGGUGGGGUCGGACCUGGUUCUGUUCAGUCUGUGCUCUCGUGACCUGGAUGAGGCUCUGACAGUAGUGCUGAGGGAUUUGAGUGUGGAGAUAGUGAAGCUGCAAGGCCCUGCAGCAGUACCUCCAGAUGCAGACAAAAUAAAAGAAAUCCUCAAGAAAGCAAAAAGUGAGGUAAACCAUUUGGAGCUCAAAGUAGACAUGAGCCUCAUUCAAGGACCCAGUGCAACCACGGUCACCAAAGUACGACUGGUCGGCUAUACUGAACAUGUGAACAAGCUCAAAGACCUCCUGAAUGACUACCUGCUGAAUGAGGUUUCAGAUAAAGAAGUGUUGAGCCUGCUGGGUCCCGAAGUGGUUGCCUGCUUUGAUAAAAUCUUAGACAUGAUUGGCAUGAAGCAGACUACUGUGACUUUAAAAGCUUCAAAUCUUCCUUAUCCAUCUGUGGCUAUAUCUGGUCCCCGUCGUCGGGUUCGGGAGACCCGUAACAGCCUCUCAUCUGCUCUAGCCAGUCUGAUAUCAGACACUUUGGUACUGGAUGGAGCAGGAGCUCUGCUCUACUUCCAGGGAGAUGGUAAAGUAAGCAAAGAACUAAUUGAGACUUCCUGUCAAGUCCUCAUCAGGGAAAAGCAAGAUCAGUUUGCAGUAUCGUUACCUCGACUGUCUAUCCGUUCAAGCCUAAGCAUCUGCUCCAGUUCCCCAAGUCAGAAGUCUGCUUUCCUGGUCCUGGGUCUUCACAGAAAGAAUGUUGGUGAUGCCAUGGCAAAGAUGAAGGAUCUGUACCAGGCUCACUGCUCCACAAAAACCCUCAAAAUGGAGGACCUGGCAGACCUUAACCAGGAUGACAUGAAGAAUUUAAGGAAGCUAGCAGAGACCCAGGGUCUGUUUGUGCAGGAGGACAAGCUCGACCAUGGUGGCUUGAUUGUGAGCGGGUUAACAGCUGGGGUCAACCAGGUGGUGCAGAUGCUCGACACCAUCACUCCUCUUAGGAGGGAAAUGAGAGUCAAGGAGGAGGAGAAUAUGUACCCACUUGUGGCCUGGUGCAUCUUGGGAAAUAAAGGCAGCUGGGAAAGACUCCCCAAAACAGAAAAUUACAACCUGGAAAACCAUAAUGUAAUGAAAGGCAUAGUGGACGCUUGGGGAAUCACGUGGUAUGUGGAUUUACAGAAAAUGGAGGCCAAAAAACAAUUAACUGGUCAGAAAGCAAAGCUGAAACGACUUCAGAAUUUACCAGAUUUCAGCUUCCCUCUUUACUGGGAUAAUAUGGAAACUUCUGAAAAUCUGAAAGAUGUUGUACUGGAGCCCUCCUCUGAAGAGUACAAGAGUGUGCAUACAGACUUCUUUAAGACUGUAAAUAGGACUGUUGUGAAGAUCGAGCGCUUGCAAAAUGUUCAUCUGCGUCGAGUCUAUGAGCUGCAGAAAAAGCACCUUUCUGAAAAAAACAAAUGCGAUGGGGGAGCAGGUGAAAGGCUUCUGUAUCACGGGACAAGCCAGGACAGCUGUGAAUCCAUUAAGAAAAAAGGCUUCAACAGGAGUUUUUCUGGGAAAAAUGCAACUUCAUUUGGUCAGGGAACCUACUUUGCUGUAUACGCCAUCUACUCAGCCAGUCCCACCUACUCAAAACCAGCUGCAGACGGUACUCAAGCCAUGUUUGUUGCCCGGGUUCUGACUGGUGUCUACACUCUGGGCCGCAGCGACAUGAAGAUGCCUCCACUUCGGAACAGCGUGCAGCCACACGAUCGUUACGACAGCCUGGUGAACGCAAUAGAUCAUCCCAGCAUGUUUGUUGUGUUCCACGACGACCAAGCCUGUCCAGACUAUCUCAUCACAUUUCGUUAGUUAUCCAUUAUGAUGAACUUUUUUUUUCAUGUUCUAAAAAGUAAAUAAAUCUUGCAUUAUCUUUGCAUUAGAAAAGUAAUCUUGUUUUAAAAAAAAAAAUAAUCAAACUUUUCUUAAUAAGAUAAGCCAACUAAUUUUGAGCAAAUACAAACCAGUACCAAAGCUAUAAAAAUGUGCAAAAAAAUCCCAGUGUGGGAACAAUAUUUGCUUUUUUU